UCAAACUUCAACUCUUCUCCGUCUCGCCCAUGGCUGUUCCUGCGUCCCCGCAUCAUCGUAUCUGAAACACAACCGAAUGCAAGUGUCAUCAUAGCUUGCUCCACAUGCCUCCCAAAGCGUCGAAGCCCGCUUUCAAGAGCACAAUUCCUUUUACUGAGACUCAAUGGCCAGUCAUCACUCCAGAUGUCCGCGAUAACAUUGUCGAUUUGUUGUGCCACCUUCUCCAACCCCUAGGCGACCACCGCAGGACCCACAUCAUCCCAUCCAAAGGCAAAAAAAGCAGGACCAAAAAACGGAAACGCAGCACCAAAGAUCAAAACGAACAACACCAUUCAUCUUCUGACCCCUCCACCAAAUCUAAUCCCAAAAACGACAGUAGUGAUGAUUUGAAUCAACCACUACCACCGCCUCCUCCUCCGGAAAUAUCAUCCCACAUCCUGAUAGGACUAAACAGUAUAACACGCCACCUCGAAGCGCUCCUCCCGCCGCAAACCCAACCCCAAGCCCAACCCACCGCCAAAGAGACCCCCGAGCAGCCUAAACUCCGCCCCUUUGCCCAAAUCAUCCUCCUAACCACUUCCCCUGCAAACCCCUCGCUUUCCCUCCCUCACGCACACAUCCCCCCUCUCCUCUCUCUCUCCUCAUCCUCCAACGCAAAACAGCAGACGCAGAUUCUAUCCCUCCCACUUAACCCCAGCGAACCGCGUCUCUCGUCCGCCCUGCACAUCCCGCACAUCGCCGCGUUGGGGAUCCUGGAAGGAGCGCCGGGGACAGAAGCAUUAAUUAACUACGUGAGGGAGAAUGUCGAGGGCGGUGGGGUUGUCGAGUGUAAGUGGGUCAAGGAGGCGAUGGAGGGGAGGUGGCUGGGGGGGAAGAUUGUGUCGUAG
Periconia digitata is the source of this 887-nucleotide messenger RNA. The record is from the annotation of a GenBank genome assembly. NCBI's taxonomy places the organism in Eukaryota, Fungi, Ascomycota, Dothideomycetes, Pleosporales, Periconiaceae.